Kluyveromyces marxianus DMKU3-1042 is the source of this 726-nucleotide messenger RNA. RefSeq names its product Hri1p (gene HRI1). The record is from RefSeq and is a predicted model, not a curated record. NCBI's taxonomy places the organism in Eukaryota, Fungi, Ascomycota, Saccharomycetes, Saccharomycetales, Saccharomycetaceae. The transcript has a single exon. Bases 1 to 726 code for a protein of 241 amino acids.
AUGGUUUCCUUAACAAAGAGAGUCCUAUUUGAGAUUAUUCCAAACGGUCCAAACGAGACUACGAUUACUCUAUCUUCUACUACCAACAAAGGGCAUUAUGUCUCACUAAGACCUUUUGUUAAUGGAGAAGGUAAGGAGUUCCCAUUUGAAUGGGCAUUUGGUGGUACUAGUGACACCCUUGAAGUGAGAAAGAUUGACGAAAGAAGCAAUGGAUUGGAUUUCAACUUCAAGUUUGACACGAAUGUCAAGCUAGAAAUCCCUGAAACCCAUCGCGGUGUGAUCAAGACUGUUUUCAAGACUUGGGAUGCCGGUCUGGUUGAAGAAACCGGGUCUGUGUUCCCAUUUGGCCCAGAUGGAGCGGAAGUCAAGUUCAGAGAACUAUGGCAACCAAUUGAUCCAACAAGAUUGGAGUUCGUUGAGUUGAGUCACGGAAAUGAUGUGGACCCUAACGCAACUUCUAUUGCUUUACAUACUGACAACUCCGAAUACGAAGGUUUGGUCGUUAUUGUAGGUAACUGGGUGCAAGGUAUUUUGUUCAAGAAAGGCGAAAACACUCUGAAGGGUGUUAACUUGGUGCGUUCCCAAAUCGAUGCCAAUAAGUCGGUCAAAGACUUGUUCAAGUUCGGACCGGAUGCUGCCAAGUUCCCCACGGAACUCCUCUUGAAGGAAGGCUCAAAGACCACUUCAAACGGUGUGGAAUGGUCCGUGAUUGAAUCCAACUUAUGA